Molecule: messenger RNA, 903 nt
Organism: Linepithema humile (Argentine ant)
Lineage: Eukaryota; Metazoa; Arthropoda; Insecta; Hymenoptera; Formicidae
Product: E3 ubiquitin-protein ligase MARCHF3-like
Biological process (GO): protein ubiquitination
Molecular function (GO): ubiquitin-protein transferase activity; zinc ion binding
Source: RefSeq, a predicted model, not a curated record
AUGUCACACGUCGAGAACGCGGAGCCUAAAAACGGCAGCGAAUGUACGAACGAUAUAGUGGCAAAUGAAAUAAGAUUGAGAAAUUCCAGCGAAGAAAUUCAAAUAACGCUCCAAACGAGCCGAAUUUUGGAUAAUGCAAAAUCUAAAUCUAGUCCAGAAACAAGUGGGAGUGAUAAAACAUGUCCCGAUAAGCAAUCGCGAGAUGAUAAGGAAGAUGCAUACAUCACCUCUGGUGAUAUUUGCAGAAUUUGUCACAUGGGCGGAUAUGCCCCAAUUGCAGACAAUCACUCGUCGUGUGAAGAUCGACUCGAUCAGACACAGACACCGUUAAACUUCGUUUAUCUCGGUCCUUUGAUUUCAGCCUGCAAGUGCCGAGGUACGGUGGCUCUCGUACACACCGAGUGCCUCGAGAGAUGGUUGACCGAGUCCGGUCGCAUGAGAUGCGAGCUUUGCGGCUACAAGUACGCGACCAAAAGAGUACGGCGUUACAGCCUCUUCCGAAGCGUUAUAAUAUGGUUCCACGCCGUAAUAGCCACUCGACAGAUGUUACUCGACAUCGGGUACCUGAUGAUGACCACGCCUGUGGCUGCGUUCUCCUGUUAUGUAUGCGCCUUGGCCUUGAAAAUGCUGCUGCAAAACAGCUUUUACGAGAUACCGUGGAUGAUAGUCGCUAUGCUGCCAACCUGCUUAUUGACGCUGAUAGCUUAUUGGCGAUGGAUAAUUACGUUAGGGAGAUUGCACGGUCAUCGAUGGAGACGUUACUGGAGAAACAACUUUGCCAUUCGUUUGAUACCCAAUCACGAAGACAACAACGACCUACAACAGUCGAGUGAUCAUUUCGAUGCGCAAGAGGACUUCGAGCAAUGGAGGAUCUUCGAGGAGAUAGAAGAAUUCGCGCAAUAG